AUGUCCGAUUCUCCCGUCAUCAUUCUCUAUGACAUCCCUGGUACUGUCGCAGGUCAUGCGUGGUCGCCUAAUACUUGGAAAGCGAGAUUUGCGCUGAACAUCAAGGGCAUCCCGUACAAGACCGAGUGGGUCGAAUAUCCAGACGUUGUCGACCUUUGCAAAAGGAUCGGUGCCGCACACACCGAGAUCCGUGGCGGCAGCCCGCACUACACCCUACCCAUAAUCUACGACCCUUCGACGAAAGCUGUCGUUUCCGACUCUUUCAAAAUCGCACAGUAUCUUGACAAGACAUACCUUUCUUUACCGGCACUCAUCCCAGCCGGCACCGAGGCCUUUCAAGCGAUGUUUACAAACACGAUCGAGCAGCGCAUCCAGAAUGUUAUGUUUCCGGUUCUGGCGCUGGCAACUCUGCUGCAGCUCUCGCCUCGCAGCAUGGAGUAUUUCCGCCGGACACGCGAGGUGCGGUUUGGCAAGAAGGUGGAGGAUUUCGCGCCGGAAGGUGAGGUGCGAGAUGCUAUCUGGAAGACGUCGCUGGGGACGUUCUCUGAGGUACAUGGAUGGAUGGGCGUGAACGGUAUUGGCAAGACGUUCGUGAUGGGUGAUACCCCUUCAUUUGCGGAUGCCGACAUUGGCUCGCAUCUGGUCUGGAUCAAAUUGGUGAUGGGAACGGAGUCGAAGGAGUGGAAAGAUAUUUUGGCUGCGGAUGAGGGGCGAUGGGCGAGGCUUGCUGAAGCUUUGAGCAAGUGGGAAGUGGUCAAUUGA
Heterobasidion irregulare TC 32-1 is the source of this 762-nucleotide messenger RNA. RefSeq names its product glutathione S-transferase (gene GST14). Lineage: Eukaryota; Fungi; Basidiomycota; Agaricomycetes; Russulales; Bondarzewiaceae. The record is from RefSeq and is a predicted model, not a curated record. The coding region runs from base 1 to 762 and encodes 253 amino acids. The transcript has 2 exons.